GUGUGUGUGUGCGCUCGCUCGGCCUGCGGCCUCCUCCGUUUGCUGUGACAUGAGCCGACUGCUAGGCCGCUGGCGUAAUGUAGCCGGGCUACGGCGCCUGCUGGCCCCGGCGAGAAGGGAGCAAGCCCGAGGCCUGUGCUCGGAGCGGCCCAGCGACGGCGGCGGAGCCGGAGCCGAGAACGACCAGGCGGCCGUCUUGCGAGUCUACAACGCCCGGUCACGGAGCAAGCAGCCGCUGGUCCUGGCCGAGCCUGCCAUCGCCUCCUGGUAUAGCUGUGGGCCGACAGUCUAUGACCAUGCGCACAUUGGACACGCAAGUUGUGCAGAGCAGUAUUUAUGCUUCGAGUUUAUCAGCAGGAAACUUGGACUCGAAGUUUGUGCGGCACGAAUAAGCUCGUAUGUUAGAUUUGACAUAAUAAGAAGAAUAUUGACCAACGUCUUUGGCAUCGAUGUCAUCAUGGUGAUGGUCAUCACAGAUAUUGAUGAUAAAAUAAUAAAGAGAUCGAGGGAGUUGAAUAUCUCCCCGAAGGUACUUGCUUCUAUAUACGAACAGGAUUUCAAACAAGACAUGGAAAGCUUAAAGGUUCUUCCACCCACAGCAUGUAUGAGAGCGACUGAUAAUAUUCCUCAGAUUGUGAAAUUCAUAGAGAAAAUCAUUUGCAAUGGCCAUGCCUAUUCUACCUCAGCAGGAAAUGUGUAUUUUGACAUCCAGUCAAUUGGUGAUCGUUAUGGAAAGUUUGUCAAAAUAAAUGAUGACACCGUUGAGGAAACAAGUGAAAAUGAUAAAAGACACAGAAGAGACUUUGCUUUGUGGAAAUCAUCAAAACUAUUGGAGCCAUUUUGGCCAUCGCCAUGGGGAAAUGGCAGGCCUGGCUGGCACAUUGAGUGUUCAACAAUUGCAAGCUCUGUGUUUGGAAAUAAACUGGACAUCCAUACUGGAGGAAUAGACCUGGCCUUUCCCCACCAUGAAAAUGAGGUUGCUCAAUGCGAGGCCUACCACCAGUGUGAGCAAUGGGGAAACUACUUUUUACACUCUGGACAUUUACGUUUAAAGGGAAGUGAACAAAAGAUGUCAAAAUCACUGAAAAACUACAUCACAAUUAAGGAUCUCUUGGAAAAAUUCUCCGCCGAUCAGUUCCGAAUGUUUUGCCUUCUGUCAAAAUACAGAUCAGCAAUGGAAUUCAGCGAUGCCAACAUGAUACAAGCCGGAAUCAUUCUCCACUCCAUUUCUACUUUUAUUCACGAUGCCUCUGCUUAUAUGAGCGGACAGUUGAAAUGCCCAUCGGUUGAUGAAACGUUGUUAUGGGAAAGGUUAAAUGCUACCAAAGACGCUGUAAAGGCUGCCUUCGCUGAUGAUUUUGACACUCCAGGGGCCACUAAUUCAAUUGUAAAUCUUAUUCACCAUGGCAACAGACAGCUUCAAACAGUUACCAAGGAGGAAGAUUACCCGAGGAGCCCGGCUGUGUUUGGGGCAAUAAUUGCAUACAUUGAACGAUUCCUGGAUGUUGUUGGUAUUUCUCGUGAUCGUGGUCAGCUGCCAAUCGCAGACACGUCUUCAGCUGCUCUUUACAGUGUUGCUGAGCAACUAGUGGGUUUUCGCCAGGAGGUCAGGAACUACGCUCUGGCAGUGAACGAGCAGGAUUCGGGCUCUGGUGGAGGCAGCGAGCCGAGCAAGGAAGAGGAACAGCAACAGAGGGAGCGCAGGAGACAGCUGAUGGUCGAGCGGCAGCCUCUCCUGCGAGCCUGUGACUCACUGCGGAAGGACCUUGAAGCUAUUGGAAUAAAUAUCAAGGACAGAGGAGCGACUUCAUCUUGGGAGCUGACGUCACAACUUGCGAACAAAAGUAAAGGCGAAACCCAACCACUCGCAUCUGACCUUAAGGAACCGUGAUACGUGCUUUAACAAUUUACUGGUAGCAUCUGGAUGUUAACACUAAAAGCAGCGUUCCAUCGACAAUACAUCGGAUAAGCUCAACGUUUGUCGCACUGAAUUAGAGGAUUGAUCAAAUUCAAAACAAUUCCUAACCUGAGCCUGGAUUCUGAUUUGCAGAACCUUGUGUGUGUUGAUAUUUUCUCAACCUGUUACACCGAGCACUACUGUCAAUGGAGGAAUCAUUUCCAAAUGGGGGGAGAAAAAUAAAAUUGUUAUCUAACUGGACUGCAGAAAGCUGUGGUGUGCGGCAGUGCUAUGCAUUGAUGUAUUAAUAAAAGGAAAUCAAUCUUUGGUAAAUUUAACUAAUAAUUUAUAGGUUUAACACUUGUCGAGGGAAUGAGUUGGAGAAGACUUUUGGACGUUUCCCAUUUAUCCAAAUGUUCAGUGGCAGUUCAUAGGGGAAAGUAAACCUGUUAUUUUAAGCAGUUUAAAAUAUUUGGCUGUGGCCAGGACAGUUUUGUUUCUUGUGCUGCACUCAUACAAGAAUUUAUGAGGAGCUGAAGCCUCAGUUUCUACACCCCUCCCCCUCCCCGAAAAUAGAUGCAAAAUGUCAACUGCUCAAUUAGCAAACAUAUUCAAUCACGGUCACAUUGAGAAUACAACUUUAUUGAGGCAACAUACUUUAACUCAUCCAGCAACAAAGCUAAAAACGAAGAAUCUUACAGCGGGAGGAUUCUAAAUGUUGGAUGGCUUCUCCCCUGAACAACUACCAGCCACUUAUUUUCAAAAUAUAUUCUUAUCAAAUCAGAUGAUUGGAAUCUGAAUUUCACCCCAUGGUAACAUCUGAUUGCAACUCAAACAUCUGUCUCCAUUUAAAACAUCUGUCUCCAUUUAAAACAUCAGGAAAAUAAAUCGGAGUCUGCACCAUUACUGCCUGGGAACUGGCGCCAGGCACGUUAGCAGAGCUGGCUUCCUGGUGCCGUUUAAACUUCUUCCAGUCAGCUUUCAAAGAGUUUGUGAAAUGCCGUGGAGAUCUCUGCAAUCAUGUCUGUAGUGGUCAUCGAACGGUGAUGCUUCUGAAAGGCUUGGUUGUUGCACUGUCUCGUCAAUGCACAUGCUCCAAAUGCAGCUACAAGGGUGGGAUUUAUCCUGGGGGGGGGAAAGAGCAGGAGUUACUGUACGACAGGCGAGCCAUGCCGUGACAAACAUUUAUCAAAUGCAACCCAACACAGUGCUCGUAUGGUCCUUGACAGUCCUGGAAUUUGAAACUGUUUUUCAAGGCCUUGAAAGUCAUUGGAUUUAUCAUAGGUCCUUGAAAAUCCACUUUUUUAUGAUAAAAGUAUUAAUUCAUGCAAUAAUGUAAUUUUUUUAAUCAUCAUUUAUAAUGCGUUUUUUAAAUUAAAAGUCGGGAAACAUUGUUAGAUAUAUUUGCUAACAACGUUCCCUGUAUGAAGGAGGGGAGCUAGAAAUUUUGAAAUUAAAAACAGCAGUUCCAUCCUUCUUAAUGAGGUUGCAUUAAACUUUAUGAUUUUGUUGGUUAA
Molecule: messenger RNA, 3414 nt
Organism: Amblyraja radiata (thorny skate)
Lineage: Eukaryota; Metazoa; Chordata; Chondrichthyes; Rajiformes; Rajidae
Gene: cars2
Product: cysteinyl-tRNA synthetase 2, mitochondrial
Exons: 16
Coding region: 50-1891 (613 amino acids)
Biological process (GO): cysteinyl-tRNA aminoacylation
Cellular component (GO): cytoplasm
Molecular function (GO): cysteine-tRNA ligase activity; ATP binding
Source: RefSeq, a predicted model, not a curated record